AUGUUUUUAAUUGUCUUUCUUUUUCCUUUCUUUCUUUCUUUCUUUCUUUCUUUCUUUCUUUUUCCUUUCUUUCUUUUUCCUUUCUUUCUUUUUUCCUUUCUUCUUUUUUCCCUUUCUUUCUUUCUUUCUUUUUUCCUUUCUUUCUUUUUCCCUUCUUUCUUUUUUCUUUCUUUCUUUUUUCUUUUCCUUUCUUUCUUUCUUUCUUUCUUUCUUUCUUUCUUUCUUUCUUUUUUCCCUUCUUUCUUUUUUCUUUCUUUCUUUCUUUCUUUUUUCCUUUCAUUCUGUCUUUUUUCCUUUCUUUCUUUCUUUUUUCCUUUCUUUUUUCUUUCUUUUUUUCCUUUCUUUCUUUUUUUCUUUCUUUUUUCUUUCUUUCUUUUUUUGAUUCUUUCUUUUUUCCUUUCUUUCUUUCUUACUUUCUGUUUUUCCUUUCUUUCUUUUUUCUUUUUUCUUUUUUUCCUUUCUUUGUUUCGUUUUCGUUCUUUUUUCUCAUUUCCAUGUCUCGUUUACUUUCUUUCUUUCUCUUUUCCUUUUUCUUUCUUUUUUCUCACAGUUUCAAUGAGUCAUUUUCUUUCUUUCUUUCUUUGUUCAUUUCUUUCUUUCUUCCUUCCCCCAUUCCUUCCUUCCUCUGUCUUUUCCUUUUUCGCUUUUCUUUCUUUCUUUCUUUCUUUCUUUCUUCUGUUCUACCUUUUCCGCCAGCUUCUUUCAAAUUUUAAUAAUUCUUUCUUUCUUUCGUUACUUCUGAUAUUCUUUCUCCGCCUUGAAUUUCUUUUCUUUCUUUUUAAUCUUCCCUUGUUCUUUCUUUCUUUCUUUUUUCUUUCUUUCUUUCUUUCGUUCUUUCUUCGCUUUUAA
Acanthosepion pharaonis is the source of this 849-nucleotide messenger RNA. NCBI's taxonomy places the organism in Eukaryota, Metazoa, Mollusca, Cephalopoda, Sepiida, Sepiidae. The record is from the annotation of a GenBank genome assembly.